AUGAACUUUGAGCAGGCCCAACCCGAUCAAGAAUCUACCUUGGUCUACUCCCUCAUGUACCCAGCAUCCUCAAAUUCAUCCAUCAAUGUUUGGCCAAUGAUGGAAGAUAUGGCCUCAUUGGUGGUCUCGCAGACUGUUUCCCCAAUGGCUAGAUCAAAGAACAGAUCACCUAUGAAUUCUGCAGUAAUCACGAUGAUCAAACACUUUUUCAUCAUCCAUCAAUUCAAUUGUCAUCUGAAGGAGUCAACCUCAAGUUCAAGAUUGUCAUCAUUCUGGAUCCAGCUUAGGGAUCUGCGUGUAGGGAUUAGCAUGAGUAAACAUACAGUCAAAGUGGGUGGAGAGUUGAACUGCAAGGUGCAAGGCCAGUGCUUCCAUGAGAAGGGCGAUAGCCUGAUCCAAGCCUUCACCAUUGCCUUGGUGAAUUGGAGUGCAAGCAGCUUUGGCAUCGAAUCAGUGCAUGGGUGA
Molecule: messenger RNA, 465 nt
Organism: Suillus subalutaceus
Lineage: Eukaryota; Fungi; Basidiomycota; Agaricomycetes; Boletales; Suillaceae
Exons: 6
Coding region: 1-465 (154 amino acids)
Source: RefSeq, a predicted model, not a curated record